Rotaria sp. Silwood1 is the source of this 642-nucleotide messenger RNA. Lineage: Eukaryota; Metazoa; Rotifera; Eurotatoria; Philodinida; Philodinidae. The record is from the annotation of a GenBank genome assembly.
AUGCAAACACUUCUUUUAGCAAUUAUUGUUGUUUUACUUCAACAACAUAUUCAACUAGCUGCCGGAGUUACCUGUGCAACUAAUCCAUGUAACCUCGUACCUGGUCAAUUCGAUGCAUUCACUGGCUAUUGUUGCUAUGAUAUUCCAACUAGUAGUGGCAAUUCUGUAUGUACAUGUCCAAGCGCUCAGCCUGUUGUUAACGGACCUUGUCGUACUAGUGGAAUAAUAGGUCCAGGAGUUUGCAAUCGAACAUGUGUUAAUGGCGGUGUAUGCAAUAUAGUCAAUGGUGCAAAUGUAUGUUGGUGUGCAUCGGGUUUUACUGGUGCAAAUUGCGAACUUCAAGGUAUUCCUACUCGUUGUACUGCUGGAGUUUGUCAAUCUGGAGCUUGUGUUGAACAAACUCUAGGAUCAACUGUAUAUGCUUAUUGUUUUUGUAAUCCAGGUUGGACAGGAACGAGAUGUGAUCGAUCCUAUUUUACAUGUCAACGAGCAGGUGUUUUUCCUGAUACUGCCUAUUGUGCUAUUGGUCGAUAUUACUAUUGUUCUCAAGCAUCUGCUACACCAAUUAUUGCAAUGUGUCCCGAUGGACAGACAUUCAAUCGCGCAACAAGCCAAUGUGAUACUAGCCCAAGUUGCACAUAA